AUGUAUAGAUUUCAGAAGCCUGGAGGAAGCCCUCUGACAAGACUAUGCCAGGUUGUCAUUGCAGCUACUCGGAACUUUGAUAAAGUUUUGCCAUGUGAUUCCUCGGCUCUUUAUGAGUUUAUGGGGCAAGGCUCGGCAAACGAAGGCAGCCGGAAAUUGGAGCAUACAACUGGACUUGAGUUCUUUGAUAAAGCUGCAAUUGUGACAUUACCUGACUGUGAAUCUCCUGGCCAACAUAAUAAAUGGAAGAUUUGCACUGUCACUCAGGAACAGAUGUCUUCAACAUUUGUAGAGCAAGGGAUGGCAAUGGAUAAACACAUCGGGUCUUUCGAAAUACCUGCUGCAUCCUUCCAGUGUGUAGAUACAAUUACUGUCAUUGUACUGGUUCCAAUUUAUGAGAGACUCAUUGUUCCAGUAAUUAGAAAAUUUACUGGCAGAGCGAAUGGCAUUACGUCACCACAGCGAAUAGGGAUUGGUUUAUGUUUCUCGAUGUUCUCAAUGGUGUCAGCAGCAUUGGUGGAGGGUAACCGGCUACAGAUUGCACAGGCCGAAGGUUUGGUGCACCGCAAGGUGGCUGUUCCGAUGAGCAUCGUGUGGCAAGGACCCCAGUACUUCCUGCUAGGCGUCGCCUUGGUGUUCUCCAAUAUUGGGCUAACUGAGGUUUUCUAUGAUGAAUCUCCAGAUGGCAUGCAAAGCUUAUGUAUGGCAUUCUCGCUUGUUAACAUGUCGGUUGGAAAUUACCUUAGUUCAUUUAUCCUUUCCCUUGUGCCAGUAUUCACAGCCAGAGGAGGCAGCCCAGGGUGGAUACCUGAUAACUUGAAUGAAGGGCAUUUGGAUAGAUUCUACCUGAUGAUGGCUGGGCUGAGUUUUUUGAAUAUAGUAGUCUUUGUAUUAUGUGCUAUGAGGUACAAAUGUAAGAAGGCUUUCUGA
This is a messenger RNA of Triticum turgidum subsp. durum (durum wheat), 930 nucleotides long. The record is from the annotation of a GenBank genome assembly. Lineage: Eukaryota; Viridiplantae; Streptophyta; Magnoliopsida; Poales; Poaceae.